Passer domesticus (house sparrow) is the source of this 4872-nucleotide messenger RNA. RefSeq names its product BPI fold containing family B member 2 (gene BPIFB2). The transcript is spliced from 14 exons. The record is from RefSeq and is a predicted model, not a curated record. NCBI's taxonomy places the organism in Eukaryota, Metazoa, Chordata, Aves, Passeriformes, Passeridae. Gene Ontology annotation, molecular function: lipid binding. The coding region runs from base 2977 to 4548 and encodes 523 amino acids.
AACCCAGCUCUGGGAGCUCAGCCGGGUGAGGUAAUGCAGCACAAAGUAAUUUAUUUCCUCUCUUCAUUUCUGUAUAAAACUUGUCAUGAGGUUUAAUCCGUCAUUACCUCCCUCCCAGAGCUGUGCUCAGUGGCCUGCUGCUAAGCCCAGACAAGGAGAUUUACAUCUUAUCUAACAGGAGUGUAAGAUUUAUGGAUAACUCCCGACAAGGAGCACAUCAUGCCAGAAAGACACUUUUGUGCUAGUAACUUGAUCAGUCAUUAUGCUGUGAGUUGACAUCUAAUUAAGCCUCCACAGGCAUCAUCAGGUCCAGAACAGCUCUUCAGGAGGAGAAAAUCCACCUCUAAGCACCGUGGUGGCAGCUUAUCCUCAACCCUUGCACUGCUGGAACAGAUAAUAAUGCUCCCCAGAAAACCCCCAGUCUCAGGGAGAGCUGGUGGUAUCACCUGCACUGGGAAAAGAAACCACAGGGGCAAAUUGCUGCUCUAAAAUGCAACAAACACUCAUUUCUCAGAGGCUUUCCUAGGCUGUGUCCAUGCCCCUGCCAAAGUCAGAUCCCACAAAACACCUCCCAUGGCCACAGGGGACUUGUCUGAGGGUUACAACCUUCUCAAUGGAUUUACUUUUCUGAGCACAUUUCUUGCCUCUCAAUGGGCUGCCUACACCAGCGUGGAAGUGUAAAUCCUGCUCUCCCUUGGCAGGCUGCUCGAUCUUCAUAUUUUCUCCUGACACUGCUCCAGGAUGCCUUCGAUGGAAAUGCACAGCGUGGCUGGAAUGCUGCUUUUUUGGCAUUCCCCUGCCAUGCUGAGCAGGGAAAUAACACCAUGUUGGGGAGAGCCAAGGGCUCUGAACGUGUCAAGAUGCUCCUGGACCCAGAGCCCGGUACCCGACGUCACCGAGGCACAAAGGACAAUGCUGCUGCCCGGGCUGCAGGUGUUUCAACAAGCCCUGAACACCUCACCCCACUGCCAAGGCAGUCAGAGCAAAAUGGGCAGCUCAACCCUCUCUGGUCAUGCUGAGCUCGUGGGGAGGAUGGGGGGAAGGCAGAACACAAAGGGGAGCUGCUCAGGCCAUGCAGGGUGUGUGGAUGUGGUGUUUGCAGUGGUCCAUGCUCUGUCCUCCAGGCCAAAAGGAAGCCAGGGGAACAUGAUGGACAUCAAGCACAGGAAGGGAGGAACUCCUAUUCCCUCCCACGAAGGGUUUCACUGUUUGUGGAGAUAUGAAAGAGAGUGGAUGCCACUGACUAUAUUCUCAGCCAAUUGUAAUAAGUAUUGCUGGUGGCUUUUGUUAGGGAAUGGGUUUAAGAGAGGAAGGGAUUAUUGCACAUGGGCCAUUUCAGAUCUUCUGUCUGGUCUAAAACUCGCUGAACCCAACUGAAACACUUCUGUUACCUUCAAAAGGCUUAUCCAGCUCUGAUGGAGCCAGAGAAUGUUCUUAAUAAAUUGCCAGGAUCUCCCUCAGGUCGUGUUCAAAUCUCAUCCCUUCUGGCCUGAGCUCCCAAGCCAGGAGAGUGACACAAACCACAGCAGCCUCUCAUAGAAUCCUGGAAUAGUCUGGGUUGUGAGGGACCUUAAAGCUCAUCCAGUUCCAAACCCCUGCCAUGGGCAGGGACUCCUUCCUCUAGACUUUUCCAAGUCCCAUCCAGACCUUGAACAUUUCCAGGGCUGGGGCAGCCACAGCUUCUCUGGGCACCCUGUGCCAGGGCCUCACCACCCUCACAGGGAAGAAUUUCUUCCCAAUCUCUAACAUAACCCUGCACUCUGUCUGUUUAAAGCCAUUGCCACUUGUCCUGUGGCCAUGGCUUCCAUGACCCAGUCACAAGUCCCUCUGCAGCUCUCUUGGAGCCCCUUUAGGCACUGGAAGGGGCUCAAAGGUCUCCCUGGAGCCUUCUCUUCUCCAGGCUGAACAACCCCAGCUCUCUCAGCGUGUCCAUAGCAGAGGGGGACAUGGAACUGCUGUCCCUGUGGGGUUCAGCAGAAAGGGUGGCUGCAGAGCAAAGAAAUCCACGUUUGCUUUCUAACAAUGUUUGAUUUCUUGGCACCCUCCAGCAGAGGCCUUUCUUUGUGCUGCUCAGGAACACCACAGUGAAGACAAGCUGCCCCAGGACCUGCUGUUCAAUCCUUCACCUCGCCAGGUCAACGGCCAAAGUAAUCAAUUCGGUGGGGAAACAAUAAAAAUGGGACAAAAAAACAAAAUGUCCCCCCAGUGUCCUGGUUCCCAGCCCUCUUUGCCAAUUCCUGCCCCAUCAGCUUUGGUUGGAGGGUAUAUAAAACCACAGAAUUUCUCGGUGUGGCCACGGCAAGGCACAGACUGAGUCAGAAGAAUGGGAACACCGGCCAGGAGAGGUAAAGAUGCUUUUGCAAACUGAAUAACUUGAUACAGGCAUUGCUCCUACUUUUGUGUGUCUCCAUAAGGGUCAGCACUCACCAGAAUGAUGCUUUCUGCAAAGACUGAGAUAAACAUGUAUGUUUUCUGCAGGUUAAACUUUCUGAAUUACUUGUUUUCAUAACAUUGUAGGAACAUUACAGACAUUAUAAAUGAUUCCCAAAUGUUUUUCAGAGACAGAUAACACUUUCACCUUUUCAUUUGACUUUAUAACUCCUCCAUAACUUCCAUUUCUUCCUCUAUUAAUUUUAGCUUCUGUUUGUUUGCUAUAUUUAUACCAGUUGUGGCCAUUCUGUGCUCCUCAGUAAGUGAGAUAUCGCUGCAGGCACUGUUCUAGCUCACAAGAUUGCAGAGGCUCUUCAAGGCUGAACCUUCUGUCAGUGCUUUUGAGACACCACACGAGAGCUGUGGGCUGUUAUUGCACCAAAGCUGACAAGCUCCAACCACAACCCCAGUCAAGGAGCAGAUCUGUGGCUCCUUGGCCAGACAAGGGCCACAUUGUUCUGACCAGGCUGCUGUGGGUGCCCUCUUCCUCCCCCUCCUCCUCUUCCUCUUCUUUCUCCUCCUCGUCCUCCAGGUGCCUGCACGGCGAUGCUCCGCACCCUGAGCCUCCUCCUGAGCCUGCUGGUGCCAGCUCACACCACCAGGUCACCCGACUGUGGGGGCAUCCUCAGCCCCUCUGGACUGAGAUACCGUAAGUGCAGAGCCACACCUCCCCUGCCAGCAGCAGGCAGUGACACCUUCCUCUCUGCUGGUGGAACACCAAACACUGGCACCACGAUCUCCUGCCACUGCUCAGCUUACCCACCUCACCCCCUGCCCAUUGCUGGGGGUCAGCAAGGGAUGGAAAUGGGUUUUAGUCUGUCCAUCAGGACACAAGCUCCAGAGGCUCUCAUAAAACAUCUGCUGUGUUUCACAGUUGCUGAGGUUUCAAAGCCACACGCAGAGUCGGUCCUCAGGAGGGACCUCAUGGCCCCGCCAGCCCCAGCCCCAUCUCCCACCUCUCCAAGUAGGAACCAAAUUAUCUCUGUCAAAGUUGACAAGUUUUCCCUGACCAUUAUCCCCGACACCGGGAUGCGGCUGAGCAUCGAGGUGGACCUUGGCACCUCAUCUGCCCCCUCAGCCACCAAGGAGAUGAAGCUGUCCAUCCGGGCAGACCUCCACGUGGACAUGAACCCCGAAGGGAACCUGGAGCUGGUGACCUCUGACUGCAAACCCACCCUGGAGGAGGUGCAGAGCACCGAGGAGACAGGCAGCAAGUCCUCGGGCUCUGAUGUGGACAAGCAGAUCGACAUUGAAAAAAUUUGCCUGGAAGUCUCCAGACUGCUGCUUCUCCCAAACGAACGGCUGAUGUCCCUGGCAGCUCCAUUCCCCAUCACACCAAACUGCCAAGUCCAGUACCUGCCCCUGGCUGCCCCCAUGUACUCCGAGCAGGGAAUCAUCAUCUCUUUGCAAACAACUUUCCAAGUGGCAGGGACAGUGGUCCCUCUGCCAGUCAGCCCUGUGCCUUUCAGCAUGCCCGAGCCAGCGAGCUCCAGCCCUUCCCACCUCAUCCUGGCCUUCUCUGAGCACUUCUACACCAGCUUAUUCUCUGCCUUGGAAGAGUCUGGAGCCCUCAACGUGAGUCUGCUGAGCUCGCUGACCACGGCCACCUUGGCUGAGAGGAUCACUCAGAUGGGCUCCCUCUUCCAAGAGGACCUUCCAGUGGUGCUCCAGGCUGUGACCCGGAGCUCCCCUCACGUGGUGCUGGAGGAAGACAAAGCCAUCGUGCAGCUUUUCCUGACUGCCCACAUCGGAGCGGGAUCAUCCCCCUUCCAGAGCUUCCUGAGUGUCAACGUGGAUGUGACUGCCAGGCUCCACCUCAGCGUCGCCGACACCAGGAUGAUCAUCUCUGUGGCAGCCGUAGAGGAUAUCGAGCUCAGCCUGGCCACCUCUGACGUGGGUCCUAUACUGGCUGCCUUGCUGGAGGAGCUGUUCCUGCCCACGAUCCGUGAGGAGGUGCCAGCCCAGAUAAACAAGGUCCUGAGACAAGGGGUUUUCCUGCCCCACAUCGCCAGUUUCACCUACACCGAUGUCAACAUCACCAUUCACAAGGAUUAUGUCUUGAUCCCCUGCAACCUGCAGCUAGAGGCAAGGGCUGCAGAGGCAAGAACCUGGGAGUGAAGUUUGGUGUCUGGAGUAGAACAGUGGCAGAAUCAUUCAGCUGACUCUCACAUCGUGCUCUGUGGUUUGCCAUUGCUUGGAAUGUUGAAAGUCUUCUUUCUUGAUGUACUAAAACAUCAUGGUUUGAUAUUCUGGAUAAUAAUGGUGUUGCACUAGCAGCUUUCUCUUCCAGCCCUGCUCCUGGUAGUUUUGUUGCACAGAGAAUGGAUUGUAACAACGUUCUGUUCUUUAAUUAAACAUUUCUCUUUAAUUCUGCAUUUGUUGGUGUGACUAUUGACAUUUUCCCCCCUCAACAAUUUGUACCUAUAAACAAAUAAAUUUUGU